This is a messenger RNA of Vitis riparia (riverbank grape), 2785 nucleotides long. RefSeq names its product putative DNA (cytosine-5)-methyltransferase CMT1. The record is from RefSeq and is a predicted model, not a curated record. Gene Ontology annotation, cellular component: nucleus. The transcript is spliced from 21 exons. Bases 64 to 2553 code for a protein of 829 amino acids. Lineage: Eukaryota; Viridiplantae; Streptophyta; Magnoliopsida; Vitales; Vitaceae. Gene Ontology annotation, molecular function: methyltransferase activity; chromatin binding.
AAGCUGUCCCUUCCCAAUACUCUCUCUGUGCUCUCACGGUCCCACUCUCCAUUUUCGCUCCAAAUGGCGAAACGCAAGGGAGCAAGCGAAGAAGCGGCGCCGUUGCAGCCCUGCGUGGUCAAGAAAACCAAGAAAUCUCGGGCCGCCGCCGAGGCCAGUGUCGUCGGAGCACCGAUCUCCGUCAACGAAGCUCGUCAGAAAUGGCCCCAAAGAUACACAUCCACGAACAAGUUCAGAAAAGGCAGUGAUUCUAGGACUAAAGAUGAAUCUAUUGAAGCCGAGGAUAUAUUGCAAGCAAGGCGUCACUUUACAGAAGCUGUUGUUGAUGGCUGUAUCUACAAGCUUUACGAUUAUGCUUAUGUCAAAGCAGAAGAUGGACAACCUGAUUUUAUUGCAAAGAUUGUGGAGCUGUUUGAAACAAUUGACAGGGAACCAUAUUUUACAGCUCAAUGGUUUUUCAGAGCAGAAGACACUGUCAUCAAGGACCAUGCACAUCUUGUUGACCAAAAGCGAGUGUUUUAUUCAGAUAUGAGAGAUGACAAUCCGUUGGACUGCAUUGUCUCUAAAGUGGAAAUUGUUCAAGUUGCCCCCAAUGUGGACUUGGCUGAAAAAGAGAAAACAAUCCCACCUUGUGAUUUAUAUUAUGAUAUGUCAUAUUCUUUGAAGCAUUUGACAUUUGCAAACUUACUCACUGAAAAUUCUAGAACAGAGAGUGAUGAAUCUUCUACAAUUUCGAGUGAGAUUGGUUUGAACGGCACCACUGAUGGCAUCAAUUCUGCUAUUGGAGAGUCCUCACAAGUUCACAAAUUUCAGGGAUCUGGGAUGACCUUGUUGGAUUUGUAUUCUGGUUGUGGAGCCAUGUCUACAGGCCUUUGUCUUGGCGCAUCAUUAUCUGGUUUGAAACUUGUUACUAGAUGGGCUGUUGACAUAAAUCCUCAUGCAUGUGAAAGUCUUAAGUUGAAUCAUCCUGAAACUGAGGUAAGGAAUGAAGCAGCUGAAGAUUUUUUAUCUUUGUUAAAAGAAUGGGCAACCCUUUGCGAGGAUUUCUCUUUGUUGGGUUCAAGGCGGCCAGAAGUAGUGAAUCCUAUUUCAAACAGGUCUGGGAGUGAUGACGAGGAGGAUGAAGAUGGUGAUGGUGGUUCUCCAGUUCCCCGCGGGGAAUUUGAAGUGAAGAAGCUAGUUGCUAUUUGUUAUGGUGAUCCCAAUGAAAUAAAUAAACCUGGAUUGUAUUUUAAGGUUCGUUGGAAGGGCUAUGGUCCAAGCGAUGACACUUGGGAACCUAUUGAGGGUUUAAGCAAAUGUAAAAAGAGUGUAAAGGAAUUUGUUAAGAAAGGGUAUAGAUCAAGCAUAUUGCCCCUGCCGGGUGAUGUGGAUUUCAUAUGUGGAGGUCCUCCUUGUCAAGGAGUCAGUGGUUUUAAUCGCUUUAGAAACACAGAGGCUCCCUUGGAUGAUCCAAAGAACCAUCAGUUGGUGGUGUUCAUGGAUAUUGUCAACUACUUGAAGCCAAAAUAUGUUCUCAUGGAAAAUGUGGUUGAUAUUUUGAAGUUUGCUGGUGGUUUUUUGGGGCGUUAUGCAAUGGGGCGUCUUGUUUCCAUGAAUUAUCAGGCACGGUUGGGAAUGAUGGCUGCAGGCUCUUACGGUGUUCCACAAUAUAGGAUGCGUGUCUUCUUGUGGGGUGCUCAUCCUAUGGAGAAAUUGCCUCCUUAUCCAUUGCCAACUCAUGACGUUAUAGGAAGAGGGGUAGUUCCCAAUGAAUUUGAGGAAAUUACUGUUGGUUAUGAUAAAAGUGAGCUGUGUAAGUUGGAAAAGGCUCUUUUUCUUGGGGAUGCCAUAUCUGAUCUUCCACCGGUCACAAAUUAUAACGGUCAAGAUGAAACGCCUUAUAAUAAAGCUGCUCACACAGAGUUCCAGAGAUACAUCAGAUUGAGAAAGCAUGAUAUGGUAUAUUGCAGUGAUGCUGAGAAGAAUGCAUCAGAACCUCCAAUGCUUUAUGACCAUCGCCCUUUGCAAUUGAAUGAAGAUGAUAAUGAAAGAGUGUGUCGCAUUCCAAAGAAAAAGGGUGCCAACUUUAGGGACCUACCUGGUGUAAUGGUUGGUUCAGAUAACAGGGUGGAAUGGGAUCCUUCUAUGGAAAGAGUUUUACUUCCUUCAGGAAAACCUCUGGUCCCUGAUUAUGCCAUGUCAUUUGUCCGUGGGAAGUCUACAAAGCCAUUUGCUCGUCUAUGGUGGGAUGAAAUUGUCGCAACUGUUGUAACAAGGGCAGAGCCUCACAACCAGGCUAUUAUUCACCCAACACAAGACAGAGUACUCACAAUCCGUGAAAAUGCAAGAUUCCAGGGCUUUCCUGACUGCUACAAACUUUGUGGACCUGUCAAAGAGAGGUACAUACAAGUGGGCAAUGCAGUUGCAGUGCCUGUGGCUCUUGCUUUGGGGUACUCAUUUGGUAUGGCAAGCCAAGGACUCUGUGAUGACCACCCGUUAGCAACUCUCCCUUUCAAGUUCCCUGAAUGCCUUGCAAAGCCAUCUUCUACGCCUAGGAACCUGGGUUCAUGAGAUUGAUUCAGUUGAAGGUGAAGCCAUUCUUAACCUUAUAAUUGUUGUCCCAUUCUCAUUUAUGAUUCAGCAUUUGGUCUAUUUGUAGGCAGCCCAAUGUACGAAUCUGGUUCAUCUUUGUGAGCCUUUUAACUUCCCAGUAUGGUAUUAUUUAAUUUUAUUGAAAAUUAUGCAGCUCCUCUAUUAGGUGUGAGUAAAUGGAUACAAUCCUCGCAACUUUUGGUUUCAGCAA